This is a messenger RNA of Symbiodinium sp. CCMP2592, 5808 nucleotides long. The record is from the annotation of a GenBank genome assembly. NCBI's taxonomy places the organism in Eukaryota, Dinophyceae, Suessiales, Symbiodiniaceae.
AUGGAUCAGAAGUACGGUGGUACUUGGGUGGCAUCCAAGCGCUUUGGGGUAUCCCAGGGUGACAAGGUUCGUGCUGUCGACGAUCUUUCCCAGUUUCAGGUGAAUGCUUCGGUGACUGAGACUGAGAAGAUUCAGCUUGAAGGCCUUGAUGACAUUGUGGCCCUUGCGCGAUUCCACUUAGGAGCCACCGUGGCUGGCACCAAGGUCACCAAGGUGUUUAGACUUCCCUUGUCAGGCGGCGGUGUCUAUCAAGGCCGAUUGCAUCCUGAUUUUCGAGAGGGCCGGGCACGACGCUUGAAUGGCAGAGCUCUUGACUUGCGAAGCGCAUACAAGCAGUUAGCUCGUCACCCAGCCGACGAUUGGGCUUCGGUGCUAGGCGUCCUGGACCCAGACACAAACACUGUGGCCUAUUUUGAGAAUUAUGCUCUCCCGUUCGGUGCAUCGAGCGCGGUGACAGGCUUUAACAGGGCUGCCCGAGCAUUGCGCAUUAUCAUGUCUAGACUUCUGUUCCUUGUGAAUACGUCGUUCUUUGACGAUUUCUGCCAACUUGAAAUCGAGGGUCUGACCGAUUCUGCGGAUCAGGCGGCACUUGAAAUGCUAGACCUUCUUGGCUGGGAAGUGUCUGACGGUGAGAAGCUGAAACCCUUCGCUUCGGAGUUCACCAUGCUUGGUGCCGUGCUAUCCUUCAAAGAUGCUGGCAGGGGUCUGAUUAGGGUUAGGAAUAAGGCGGGGCGCUUGGAGGAGAUUUCUGACAUGGUGGAUCGCCUCGCCUCUGACCCCACCUGUGGGGCGCGCUCUCUGCCGUCCUUGAAGGGCAAGCUCUUGUUUGUGGCUACUCAGUUGAUUCACCAUGCCGAGCGGCAGCAAGGUCCUGACCUGCAGAGCCGCGUUUUGGUAAACCUGUGGUCUGAGCAGCCGCCCGUGGUCAUCUUCACGGACGGGGCAUGUGAGGAAACGGGAAACCAGGUGACGCAUGGGGCGGUCAUCAUUGACCCGGCCUCGCAGACUCGGGAGGUGUUUGGGGGCCACAUCCCCGCGAACCUCGUGGAGAAGUGGCGAAGCUCCGGCAGGACUCAACUCAUCUUCUUUGCAGAACUUUAUCCUGUCUUGAUUGCGAGACGAAGCGACCUACCUGACUCGCCCGACUGGGGCGACAGUGAUGCUGAGCUUGAUGCUGAGCUUGCAGGUGAGCAGGGCUUUGUCUGGCCGGGGGACGACUGUCCCGAGCCUCCCGACCGCGGGGACGGCGAGUCCGACGGUGAGGCUGCAAGCUCCUUGAGCAUGAUGGGCGCAGGGAUUGGCUCUUCGGGCUAUUCGGGGGUUUCGGCUUUGGGCUCUUCGAGGGAUCUUGACUCCGUCGACGUUGAUGCAGACGGCCAGAGUGGUACAUGCACUACGAACAUGGGGCUUGCCUUUGUGCACGCCUUCAGCAGGCUGUCGCAACCCAGCGCCUCGCCUUCUUUGCUGUUGCCUUGGGAGACUCCCUUAAUGAAGACCAUUUUUGAGCCUUUGUCCGAGCCCCUGCCUGAGCUUAAGAAACCCUCUUUAGGCCUUGCCGACUUGUCCCCUCCCGAGUUUGCGAAGUAUCUGCCCGAUGCAAGUAGCAGUGCAAGUGCCGCGAAGCCUGUACAUCCUAGCCUCGACUUCAAGGCAGGCCACGCCGCCGAACAGGCCAUCAGAAUGCUUGACGACGAUGACUUCGAGAAGAAGCAGAUUAAACUUAUGAACGCUCGUAUCGCAAAGUGGCAUGUCAUUGGUUUGAGGUAUUCGGACGUAUUUGAAUUGCCUCGGCCUUCGGACGAGGAGAUCUCGGCAAUGAUGGGCACUCGGUCAGUACGUACUGUGCUUGCCAGGGCAGGGUCCAUGCUCCAGUUCGUCAGGUGGUGUGACACGGUGCGUGGUAGCAGUGAUUCCAUGUUCACUGAUGAAGCUUACUGGGGCUAUCUGCAGUUCCUCAAGACGAGUCGUGCAAGUGCUUCGAGAGGAUCAUCUUUCCUUUGUGCAGUGAGGUUUGCUUGGCAUGUCAUGGAUCUCACAAAAAUCUGCGGCUCGCCGUCACGGCGAUGUGUGGGCCUUGCAGAACAAAUGUCUGCUGAAAGAGGCACGCUGCGCCAGUGCGCCAGUCGGUUGUCGCAAAUGCUGCCCAUCCUUAUGCCAGUCUGUGGCAUCGACGAUCAAGAGUGGUUCUUGACAGCGCGGCGUGCCAUGGAGGGUAGGCUGGCCCGGCGGGGAAUCACAUCAGAGGAAGUUUCUGCCUUCUUGAAGUUAGUUGUGCCGAGCCAUGACGGGGUCUCUCGCAUUGCAUCCCAGAGUCUCAAACGCACAAUGCUCGCUUGGUCGAGCAAGGCCGGCUUGUCUAGUGAGUCUAGGGCCAUUCUUGGCAGGCAUGCAAAAUCCGUUGAGAGCUCUGAGGCCAUUUACAGUGUUGAGCUCGGGCUUCCAGCUGUGAAGCAGCUGGAAGGCAUCUUGAGGCAGGUGCGGGACAAAGAAUUUAGGCCGGAUGCGAGCCGUGCUGAUAUGUGGCGGUUCCCACCAUCGCCGCCCGCAACCGUUGCUGGAGCCAAAGUGUCGAAGCCGUUGAUCCCUUCUGUGGAGGUCAAGUCUGAGUCGGAGGCCAGUGAUUCGGAGUCCUCAAGUUCGGAAGAGUCCAGCGGAGGCCAUUCUGAUAGCUCCGAUUCUUCCAGCGGCAGCCCUCCUGCACCCAAGAGGCGUCCUCAGGCCGAGUCUCAAAGACUCAUCCUUUCGGAAAAGGGUGGAGAGUGGGUCGUGCACAAGCGGUCGCACGUGUGGCAUUGGACGUAUGGUGUCAACAUGUUGAUGUGUGGCCGAAAGCGAAGUCACAUGUACGUUCUCUCUGAUAAGGGAGAGCCAUCCGGGCCGGAAGACAGUGAUUUGAGUCACAUGGUGACGGACAGAGCAAGGGCUCAAGACCAAGGGGUGAAGUUCUCUGAAGUGGCCUUCAAGAGUCUCAAAUUUCAGGGGUUCGUGACCCUUGGGCAGCUGGCAUAUAGUGUCGGGCAGCCUGGUCAGAUCAUCCCAGACGAGGCGUUCAAUCAAUUCGUAAAGGACACCAUCCCCCGCGCAUCGGGGGCCGACUCAGCUUGUCUCCGUCGCCUCAUUUUUGAGGCUCAGACUUUAGUGCUUGCUGAUUUGCGACAGCAGAUUAACGACCCUGAUGGAUCAUCAAAGAAGGUUCCGGAGGCUGAGCGCGAACAGCGCUUAGCUUCAUUGCGGAAGCAAUUACCUGGGCUUCUCAUUGAGGGGCCAACGGAGCCAGGGCGGGCCCUCUUAGAUGAGUGUGCGAGCCAAGAAAGUGCGUGCCAGCUUAAGUACAUCAGCCCAGACCGCUGCAUCUCUAGGACCUUUGAAGUCACGAAUCACAAGAAGACUCCGAGGCAGCUUGAGUUAGAUGCCAAUCAUCUUGUGGUAAAGAAUCAGGAGGAUGAGCUCACCAUGCCCUCACACUCCGCGCUUCAGGUGCAGGAGGCCUUCCUUCGGCGAGGCCUUGCAUAUGUCUUUAGCCAGAGUGUGUCCUUUGAUGCAUAUUCGAGGUACCUCUCGAAAUUGUUCUCGCAUAUCCAUCGCGAGCCGCCCCCGAACCAUGCAAGAACCUCUGUGGCGCAGCUUGUCGAAGCCGAUAAGCUGGUCUGGACCACGCUCAUCGAGAGAGGUGUGAAGCCACGAAAGGAUGCCACCGGGGCCUUCCCCUUGGACUCAGAGCUUAUGCAAGCCUUGGAGAGCUAUGAAGUGUCCUUCGGACUUAUGCCGCUACGAAGUGGGUCCAAAUGGGAGCCCCGCAAAAGGUUCAAAGGUGCAGGCAAGGAUGGCAAGGACGACAACAAAGCCCCAGGGAAAGGUGACCAGCUGUGCUUCUCGUACAACCUUCAAGGGGACAAGUGCAAGUGUGCUGUAACUUGUGAUGCCGAAACUUUUGCAGCUCGCCUCUUGAAACAAGCGGGCGCCUUUUAUGCUGGCAUGUACCGCAAAGGCAAUGGCAUCUCGGGCCUUCGCAAAUCCUGUCGGGAAUUCCCCUUGUCUGUCGCUGCCAUCAAUGCGUUCAUGGCCCAUGCUGUGCCUACAGCUUCUUACAAUGCAUUUGCCAUACUUGACAAUGUCGCUUCCCCUGCACACCGUGACCUGCAGAAUGAACCGGUGGCCAGUCAUGUGCUGGCCCUCUCUGCUUUCGCAGGUGGGGGCAUCUGGGUGCAGUGCCCCCGAGGGGCCGUCUGCCGUCGUGUUGCUGGGGUUAACACUCCUGGCAAAGUGCUGAGCCUUGAUAAAGGCCCUGUGCAGCUGGAUGCUGCUUCGAGUUUGCACUCUACUGAACCUUGGCAGGGUGAUCGUGUGAUCCUGUCUUGCUACACCUUGAAAGGCUAUGACCUCUUGACGUCUGACCAGUGCAACAGCCUCCUGCAACUCUCCUUCCCCUUGCCCUUGCAGGUUGGGCAAUGCGCCCGCCCGUCACCUGUGGACUAUGCGGCCUUGCGCGCCGCCACUGGUAUACAGCCCAAAGCCAGCAAGACGGUACCCUUGGUACCGGAACAUCGUGCUGUCAUCGUUGUUCGAGGCCCGGCCCAACUGCUCCAGCCUCCCUGUGUCCUCAGACAACGCCUUGAAGCUGACUGGGCGGUGCCGACAUCAUGCACGUGUGCCUGGCCUUCCAUUCCGAAGUAUUCCCAACUUCUUCGGAGUGACUUGCUUGAUGUUGAGGUUAAGGAGGGAAGUUCUGGGAAGGUGCUUGAACUUGCGUGGGGGAUACCUUUCUCGCCAUCUGAGUUUGUAGACUGCGCAGUGGCUGCAGGCCACCCCUCCCUGCUCGAAGCGAACCUCCCGCAGGAGCUGCAGGAUGCGAUUACGGUUCGACCGAUCCUAGCCGUCCUAGCCCCUAAACGCCUUCUCCUCUUUAAGAGCCUCCUGCAAGAAUAUGGUUACCCGGAUUUAGAUGCCUUCAAUGAGCUCGUCAGUGGAGUCAGCUUGACCGGGGAUGCUCCACACGCUGGGAUCUUCAAUGCGGCGGAGCGGCAUGCUUCUAUGACUGAGGCCGAACUCAAAGCAAAGGCGAAGGUCAUCCAGCAGGAUGUGCUUGGAAAGGUCACCAGUCAAGGAAGUGAGAUCGAUGCGAUCGUGAAACAGAAGACGGUGGAGGAAGUGCAAAAGGGUUGGCUUGUAGGCCCCUUUGAGAUUGAGGACCUGCCAGAACAUGCCAUCAUAAGCAAACGUUUUGGCCUGCCACAAGUUUUCGGUAGGUUGGCCAAGGUUUGCCUCAAGCAUCUCACUGAUUUUGCUUACGGCGAUCUGCCUCCAAAUGUCAUGCGACAGGAACCGAUGUUUGUUUUCACCGAUGCUUGCUUUGAGCCCUCGGCAUCGGACUGGAAGUGUGGCAUUGGCGGUGUCUUGUUCAAUCAUCGAGGUUCAACAGACGAUAAUCUUUCCCGCCGAGCUUCUAGCCCUCCUUUGUGGAAUGAGGCUAUGGCUGCCGGCCGCGCCGCUGUCAUCAAGGCCCUGUUGCAGGUGCUUCUCAAGGAUGAAGAAAGUGCGGGCAUUGCUUCGUGGUAUCAGAGGAUAAAGGUUCUGAUCUUCGUGGACAACGAGGCAGCGAAGGCGGCCUUGAUCAGAAAUUAUUCUCCUUUGCUGGAUGCCGCUCACAUGUUGUCUGACAUUGCGGAGCUUGAUGUCGAGCUCGGUUGUUUUCCGUGGUAUUGCCGGGUGCCGUCCAAGAGCAAUUUUUCCGACGCUGCCUCCAGGUUGAGCUUUGGGGAAUAUGAGGAAUGUUUCCGAAGGAUUCAGCCGACCUUGGUAGUGUCUUAG